Vollenhovia emeryi is the source of this 2139-nucleotide messenger RNA. RefSeq names its product cysteine-rich protein 2-binding protein (gene Atac2). The record is from RefSeq and is a predicted model, not a curated record. Lineage: Eukaryota; Metazoa; Arthropoda; Insecta; Hymenoptera; Formicidae. The coding region runs from base 48 to 2114 and encodes 688 amino acids. The transcript is spliced from 5 exons. Gene Ontology annotation, molecular function: acyltransferase activity, transferring groups other than amino-acyl groups.
UUUGUACCGAAGGACCGAAAAUAAAGAUAGAGGUUAGGUAGGUUAAGAUGGAGAAGCACGUGAAAAACGCUCGAGAGACAAAUUGGAAGGAAUUGAGCGAAGCCGAGAGCGUCGAAAGAUGCAAGAAUUGUGGCAGAGCAUGCGACUGUUACGACAAGCCAGCGUUGCGUUGCAGCGGUGGAUGCGGCCAAAGUAUACACACGGCGUGCUUGGAGAGAGGCAGCGUCCCGGCCUCUUUCGUGGGAGAUGUCUUCUUCGAGCUCAACUGUGCCUCCUGCAGUCCGCUGGCCGAGGAAACGGUGGUGCGCGACAAAAUGCCGUGGCUCAACGUCAUCAUUUUGACGCUUUACAACCUACGUGAAAAAUCCAACGGCAUCAGCAAAAGGGGAUACUUUCAUUGGAAGUCCGACAUCGGCACUUUUAUCGAUAGAAAUUGGGAUUACUUGUUCAAGAAGACUGUGAAAAGGAAGAAGAAUUGGAUCGGCACCAUAUCCGGUACGUUGUCCCAUUACAGCGGCAUCUUCUUCAAGUCCGGCACCGGUGAAUUGGGAGAGUCCGGAUGGUGGAAACUAUUGGACAGCGAUCCUCCCGAAAUUCUCAUCGCCAAAAAUCACAAAAUGAUAAUGGAUAGAAAGAAACACGUCGGUGGAAAAUUAUCUCGUAAACGAUCGAGCAGUCCCGUGCCGUCGGACUCGAGUCUCUCCGUCGGAGAGGACAGCAACUGCAGUGGCGAACUGUUGAAAAACAAAAGCUCGAUAUAUUCCCAGGCGUACGUUCAACCCACGGAGACGUUAUCCGACUUUAUACUGGAAGAGGACGAGCCAAACGGUACGUGGUAUCCUUAUACCUUUAUAAGUACAAUAUCGAGUUGUAUCGAGAUGCAUCUUGUAGAGAUAGAUAUGGAGCUCGAGGAUGAAAUAAUGUUGCGCAACGAGAAUAACGUCCCAUCCAUCUCCGAUUUGAUUCGCGACUGUCAGUACGAAAGCAACAAUUUUCACUUGGCGCAGCUGAUGGAUAACUGUGACUGGUUGUGCGACACGAGCGCUUUAUCGCCAAGCUGUAGCGGCGAUAACCAAGUUAAAGAGAUCAAGGAGGAAAGAUACGACGAGGAUAGUAACAGCAGCCCAGUUUCCAUACAAGAAGAGCAGCCUCCAGUCUCCUUGUUUAAAGAAGCGAAACGCCAUCGAGGACCUUUGGACCAACGAUCCAAGUCGUUUCUUACCAACGAAAAGAUAUCGCCCAUGACUCGUCAGGAGGAAGCCUAUCUGUUGCAAAGGAUCGGUAAGACCGAUCUAGACAAAGCCCCGCCCGCCGUUAGAAGAUUGUACAGGAAGUUGGCGGUGCGAAAGACCAAGAGAGAGUAUCGGCUACCUCUGUUGGACGUCGAUCGCUGCUUCGGGUCUAAAUCGGGUGAUCUCGUGGCUCCAAACUCGACGAGCAAGCGCGACCGAGUGCUGGAUCGAUUUUUCAGCGACGAUCUAGGCUGCAUAUUCGAACAAAGAUUACAGGGCUACAACGAACCGACGUCCGUACACAGUCCGUACACGAAUAGACUAUUGAAGCCGUUCAUAAGGCGAGACACUUGUUGUCAGCCGCUGUGGUUGAGCAUCGUGGAAGAGUUGCUUGCGAAAGUGAACGGCAGCGAGCCAGGAUGGAAAGCUGGGCCCAGGGCGCCCGUCGAUUAUUCUUACGUCAGGCCGCAACACAUUGCCGCGAUCAACAGUCUCUGCUGUCAGUUCUUUUGGCCCGGUAUAGAUUUGACCGAGUGUCUGCAGUAUCCGGACUUUACGUGCGUGGUGCUGUACAAGAAGCUGGUCGUAGGCUUCGCGAUAUUGGUGCCGUACGUCGGCUACAACGAGGCCUACAUCUCCUUCUUUUUCACACGGCCGGAGUGGCGGAAGUCCGGUAUCGGCACCUUCAUGCUGUACCACCUGAUACAAACCUGCAUGGGCCAAGACGUGACGUUGCACGUGUCGGUGACGAAUCCCGCUUUAAUACUGUACCAGAAGUUCGGCUUCAAAGUGGAGGAGUUCGUUCAGGACUUUUACGACAAGUAUAUGCCGCCGAAUUCGCGAGAAUGCAAGCACGCUUUGUUCCUACGUUUAAGUAGGUGACUUGAAUAAAUGCGAUUUAAACGUU